CAACCGUUUGUGUUCCGGCGGAACACAAAACAAAGAAAUUGGCUUAUCUUCAAUGAACUGAACGCCAAAUCACGUCUCUUGGAUAUUGCAUCUUUGAUACUUGAUUUAUAUCAGCAAGAGUAAAUUGUUCUGGAUGUUAAUAAGAUUCACAUGAACAUGAAGAAAAUAGAUUUGCAUGAAAAACUGACUACUUGUGACAUUGAAACUAUGGGAAUUUCAAAGUCAACRAGAYUACCRGCCAUUGAUAAACACAACAACGACAGCGAAGAACGUUUGAAUCUCAAAAGAAGGCAAUUCAAGAGUACAGAUUAUGGAGAAAAUGGCAUUAAAAGAAAGGGAAGAGCUUCAAAUCUAACCCUCGAUUCCAUUACGMCUGCUUACGAGCUACCUCUUGGGUUAGCGGUUUCUUUGGCGAGGGAUGUUAUCCGAAUCGAGAGACAAUACCAGGAGCAAAAGCUACUUGAGGAAAUAAGAAGAAAUAGAGCGAGUUAUCACUCRUUGAAGAGGAAAGUUAUUGACGAAAAUCGUSGAAGAUUUCAAGGGCUYAGCAACACAAAUCAUAAUACUUCUAGAUCAMGAUUCUCGUAUUUCCCGCCUAUUCAAUCUAGACAACCUGGAUUCGAUGCUGAUUAUUACCAAACACCAAAAACGAAUAAAGACAGUUUCGUCAUCAAUAAAGCAAUAACCAUUGAAAAGAUGAGAAAGUUUGGAGAAAAGCACAAAACUCUGACAACUAAGAAAGAAAACAGUCGAAACAACUUGAAGACAAAACAGGGCAUGUUUUAUCCUUGAACAUACUCGGGUAACUUCACAGCGAAAUUGCGCGCGYGCCUACUUAUACACUUAACUAUGUGCUCAUCAGAAUUUUUAUCUCUUCCGCCAUGUCCGUUUGGGAGAGGGAUUAACUGCAUUCCUGUACUCGCAGAUACUCUUGAUAUUUCAUUGAUAUUAGAUUAGCAAAUAGCCAAGAAACAACUAGAUGUUACUUAAAAUGUCCAACCUUUUAAGCUCAAAUAAAUUAAUUGAUAGUUCUCGUUUGGAGUGAAAUUCCCUCGCUUUAUGCGAUUUAUCUUCGAGUUUUUUAAAAAUUUAAAAAUUAGUGAAACUUUUUUUUUCCUUUCCCGCUUUUUAUGUUUUUCUUACAAAAAAUAAAAGCCGUAAAAUGCUGAAUUUAGAGCCCUCUGUACGAGUUUCUGCAUGUUUUUCCGCGCAAGGCCAACACCUUUAAUUACUCAAAUACUGAACAAAAUGUGUAAUUUUCCAUUGACCAAAUGACCGACAUGUGUCUGAUAAAUUAUCUUAAAACACCAUAUUCAUUUGUUGUAUAAAAGACAGAAAUAAAGUGUCUUGUCUUGAAAACAAAAUUUAAAUUCAUUAGUAAUACACGGUAGUUCAAAUUUAUCUAUAUCACUGAAUUAAUUACCAUAUAGUAGUUCAUUUGAGUAUGUGCCAGAAAUUUGAAGUAGUUUUUCAGUACGUCAACAGGUUUAUUUGCUAUUCAAGUUAAGUUAAGAAGCAAUUCAAAUCGUUUUAGCUCAAUGUUAAAAACUUUCUCUUUUCCCGUCUUUUUAUUUUCUUUCUUAUUUUUCUUUAAUUUUUACACCCGAUUUUUUAUAUUUAUGUUUUCUUACUGUGAUAAUAUCUUGUUCAACAUUUUUAUUCCAGUUGGAGGAUUUUGUUCAGCAAAUUUCUUUUCAUUAUUAGUAGGUCUUCGACAUGAAUUCAACGUUGAGUAGGUUUGUUUAAGUAUAUUGACAGUUCCAUUUUCACCUGCGGAAUGCAUAAUUUACAGGAAUGAUUAAAGAAAUGUAAAAAAUGAAUAAAU
Molecule: messenger RNA, 1825 nt
Organism: Exaiptasia diaphana
Lineage: Eukaryota; Metazoa; Cnidaria; Anthozoa; Actiniaria; Aiptasiidae
Exons: 1
Coding region: 151-792 (213 amino acids)
Source: RefSeq, a predicted model, not a curated record